This is a messenger RNA of Acanthosepion pharaonis, 513 nucleotides long. The record is from the annotation of a GenBank genome assembly. Lineage: Eukaryota; Metazoa; Mollusca; Cephalopoda; Sepiida; Sepiidae.
AUGGCAUCCUUUUUCUAUUUCCAGCCUCUUCUUCACUUGUCAGUUACCUUCAUCUUCCUUGUCUGUUCUCUUUCUUUAUCUGUCAUUGCCCCUUCUUAUUUCUGUACUUUCUUUUUUUCAUUCUCUCCUUUCUUUUUUGUGUCUUUCCUUCACUGUUCUUCAUUUCUUUUUCUCAGUCAACCCUCAUACACGCUGAUCCUUUUGUGUUUUCUUUGUAUAGAAUCUUUUUCACCAGAUUUUUUCUUCUUUAUCAAUACUUUCUCUUCUUUUGUGCUUUUCUUUCUUUCUUUCCUAUCUUUUUCUUUGACAUUCUCUUCUCAUUCAUUUCUUUCACUAUUCUCUUUUGCAUUUUUCCAUUCGCUUCUUUUAACACUUUAUUGCCAAUCCGUAUUUCCCCUUCUUUCUUUUUCUGAUUCAAUAUUUCUUUCUUUCUUCUCUCUCAUUCAUCUUCUUCACCGCUACAUUCUUCACUUCAUUUCUCUCACAAACAAAAUUUCUUUCCUUCUUUCCUAA